Marmota flaviventris (yellow-bellied marmot) is the source of this 2390-nucleotide messenger RNA. RefSeq names its product solute carrier family 3 member 1 (gene Slc3a1). The record is from RefSeq and is a predicted model, not a curated record. Gene Ontology annotation, biological process: amino acid transport; carbohydrate metabolic process. Lineage: Eukaryota; Metazoa; Chordata; Mammalia; Rodentia; Sciuridae.
AAUAUAACUAAUUUGUGCUGUGCACCAGCAAGAACCUGCUUUAAAUUUCCAUGCCAAUUUACAACCCUCACACUGUACCAUGCAAGGAGUUUGAUACACCGAUGUAUACCUGUGCUUCUGAUUAAUUUGGAGGGCACUCUGAAGAGCUAAGUCGGGGGACACAUGGCAGAAGACAAAAGGAAGAGCGACUCCAUCCAGAUGAGCAUGAAGGGAUGUCGGACAAACAAUGGGUUUGUCCAGAAUGAAGACAUCCCAGAGCUAGACCCGGAUCCAGGCAGUGCCGUGGGCAGCCUACAGCACAACGCCGUGAGCAUCCCAGGCCCCCAGGAGUCUGAGUUGCAGGUCAUCCGGCCCUAUGCCGGGAUGCCCAAGGAGGUGCUGUUCCAGUUCUCCAGCCAGGCCCGCUACCGGGUGCCCCGGGAGGUCCUCUUCUGGCUCACGGUGGCUACUGUGCUCCUGCUCAUUGGGGCCACUAUAGCCAUCAUUGCCAUCUCUCCAAAGUGUCUUGACUGGUGGCAGGUGGGGCCCAUGUACCAGAUCUAUCCGAGGUCUUUCAAGGACAGCGACAAAGAUGGGAAUGGAGAUCUGAAAGGUAUUCAAAAUAAACUGGACUACAUCACUUCUUUAAAUAUAAAAACUGUUUGGCUUACUUCAUUUUAUAAAUCAUCCCUAAAAGACUUCAGAUAUGCUGUUGAGGAUUUCCAAGAAAUUGAUCCUCUUUUUGGAACAAUGACAGAUUUUGAGAAUCUUGUUGCAGCCAUACAUGAUAAAGGUUUAAAAUUAAUCAUCGAUUUCAUACCGAACCAUACCAGUGAUAAACAUGCCUGGUUUCAAUUGAGUAGGACACAGACAGGGAAAUACACUGAUUAUUACAUCUGGUGUGACUGUACUCAUGAAAAUGACAUUACUAUCCCACCCAACAACUGGUUAAGUGUGUAUGGAAACUCCAGUUGGCACUUUGAUGAAGUGCGAAAGCAAUGUUAUUUUCACCAGUUUAUGAAAGAGCAACCUGAUUUGAAUUUCCGAAAUCCUGCUGUUCAAGAAGAAAUAAAAGAAAUAAUACAGUUUUGGCUUGCAAAAGGUGUUGAUGGCUUUAGUUUUGAUGCUGUUAAAUUUCUUCUAGAAGCAAAGCAUCUGAGAGAUGAGAUCCAAGUAAAUAAGUCACAAAGCCCGGACACUGUCACACACUACUCAGAGCUGUAUCACGACUUCACCACCACGCAAGUGGGAAUGCACGACCUUGUCCGGAGCUUCCGGCAGACCAUGGACCAAUACAGCCGGGAGCCUGGCAGAUACAGGUUCAUGGGAGCCGAAGCCCAGGCAGAGAGCAUCGACAGGAUCAUGAUGUACUAUGGGUUGCCAUUUACCCAGGAAGCGGAUUUUCCCUUCAACCAUUACCUCACCACACUGGACGAUCUUUCUGGGAACAUUGUGCAUGACGUCAUCACAUCCUGGAUGGAAAACAUGCCAGAAGGAAGGUGGCCUAAUUGGAUGAUUGGUGGAUCAGACAGUAGCCGACUGACUUCUCGUCUGGGGAACCAGUAUGUUAAUAUCAUGAACAUGCUUCUUUUCACACUCCCUGGAACUCCCAUAACUUACUAUGGAGAAGAAAUAGGAAUGGGAAAUAUUUUAGCCACAGAUCUCAACGAAAACUAUGAUGCUAACACUCUUCUCUCAAAGUCACCAAUGCAGUGGGACAACAGUUCAAAUGCUGGUUUUUCUGAAGGCAAUCACACCUGGUUACCCACCAAUUCAGAUUACCAUGUUGUGAAUGUUGAGGUCCAAAAGACUCAGCCCAGUUCAGCCUUGAAAUUAUAUCAAGAAUUAAGUCUACUCCAUUCCAAUGAGUUGCUCUUCAGCAGGGGCUGGUUUUGCCUUUUGAGGAAUGACAGUCACUCUGUUGUGUACACAAGAGAGCUGGAUGGCAUAGACAAAGUCUUUAUUGUGGUUCUGAAUUUCGGAGAAUCAACACAGCUAAAUCUACAGGAAAUGAUUUCAGGUCUUCCUACAAGACUGAGAAUAAAAUUAAGUACCAAUUCUACCUCCAAAGGCAGUGAAGUUGAAACACAUGGCGUUUUUCUGGAGAAGGGAGAUGGAGUCAUCCUGGAACACAACACGAAGAACCUCUUUCAUCACCAAACUGCUUUCAGAGAUAAAUGCUUUGUUUCCAAUCGAGCAUGCUAUUCUAGUGUGUUAAACAUAUUGUACAGCUUAUGUUAGGAACUUCUAUGAAAGAGAUGGGGACACUGGUAUUUGGUUGUGUUGUAACUUCAUGUAUAGCAUGCUGCUGGGUAAACUUCAUCUAAUUCUUAAGAUAUUUCGGUAGCUUGAAUGUAACUAUUUUAGGAAAGGUUCUCAAAUGUUGGAAAUAAUAAUAAAAUGUUUAAAAG